Molecule: messenger RNA, 5593 nt
Organism: Pelodiscus sinensis (Chinese soft-shelled turtle)
Lineage: Eukaryota; Metazoa; Chordata; Testudines; Trionychidae
Source: RefSeq, a predicted model, not a curated record
CGUCUGCCCCCGCCGGGGCGGGACACACGGAGCCGGACCCCCGCAGGGGAGGAGGGGCAGAUCCAGAACCCAGUGGGGGUAGGAGAGGGACAGACAGACGCAGACCCCCGCGGCGGGAGGGAGAGGACAGACAGACCCGGAGCCCAGCAGAGGGACAGACAGGUCCAGACCAGCAGGGAGUGCAGAGGAAGGGAGAGACAGACAGACAGACAGACCUGGACCCUAGUGCCACACCAGUGAGUGGAAGGAGAGGGCACCUUGCUCUGGGCAGAGUGGGCACAGCAGGGCAAGGACUGGCCUGUCGCCUCCCCACCAGGUUUGGCUUCCCUUGCUGGGUGGGGCAGCUGGCAUGAGGGCAGAGGUGCCACUGUCUUUUGCAGGGUCCCGGGCUGGAGGUGGCUGCAGAGAGGCAGAGACAGCCGGGGAGGAACGGAGCAGCAGCAGUUGCUGUAGCAGCGAGCGCCUAGUGAUCAACAUCUCUGGGCUGCGCUUUGAGACCCAGCUGCGGACCCUGUCCCUGUUUCCGGACACGCUGCUGGGGGACCCGAGCCGCCGGAUGCGCUUCUUCGACCCGCUGCGCAAUGAGUACUUCUUCGAUCGGAACCGACCCAGCUUUGAUGCCAUCCUCUAUUACUAUCAGUCCGGGGGCCGGCUCCGCAGGCCAGUCCAUGUGCCCCUGGAUGUCUUCAUGGAGGAGAUCCGCUUCUACCAGCUGGGUGAGGAGGCCAUAGAGAGCUUCCGGGAGGAUGAGGGCUUCAUCCAGGAGGAGGAGAAGCCCCUGCCUCAGCAGCAUUUCCAGCGGCAGGUGUGGCUCCUUUUCGAGUACCCAGAGAGCUCUGGGCCAGCCCGAGCUAUCGCCAUUGUCUCGGUGCUGGUGAUCCUCAUCUCCAUAGUCAUCUUCUGUCUGGAGACCCUGCCUGAGUUCAGGCAGGAGAGCAAGGGUACACAGUCGGGCUUUGCGGAGAGUGCACAUGGGGAGGACCAGCUGUUCUUACUCCCUGAGCAGCCAAAUGGCACCCCAACCCCAAUGCACUCCUUUUCUGGUGCCAGCCCCUUCUUCACGGACCCCUUCUUCCUCAUCGAGACCCUGUGCAUCAUCUGGUUCUCCUUCGAGCUGCUGGUGCGCUUCUUUGCCUGCCCCAGCAAGCCCGAGUUCUCCCGCAACAUCAUGAACAUCAUCGACAUCGUGGCCAUCAUCCCCUACUUCAUCACCCUGGGCACUGAGCUGGCUCACGAGCAGCAGCAAAAACAGCAGCCUAGGACCACCAGCAACAACGGAGGCCAGCAGCAAGCCAUGUCCCUGGCCAUCCUCAGGGUCAUCCGCCUGGUCAGGGUCUUCAGGAUCUUCAAGCUCUCCAGACACUCCAAGGGGCUGCAGAUUUUGGGCAAAACCCUCCAGGCCAGCAUGCGGGAGCUGGGCCUCCUGAUCUUUUUCCUUUUCAUCGGGGUGAUCCUCUUCUCCAGUGCUGUGUACUUUGCUGAGACAGAUGACACAGAUUCCUUGUUCACCAGUAUCCCAGAUGCUUUCUGGUGGGCUGUAGUGACCAUGACCACGGUGGGCUAUGGGGACAUGUACCCUAUGACAAUUGGGGGCAAGAUUGUGGGCUCCCUGUGCGCCAUCGCUGGUGUGCUGACCAUAGCCCUGCCCGUGCCUGUCAUUGUGUCCAACUUCAACUACUUCUAUCACCGAGAGACGGACCAGGAGGAUCAUUGUCAGUACACCCAUGUGACCUGUGGCCAGCAGCAAUCUCCUUUCUUGGAACCUAAAAAGGGGGACAGCAAUCAGUCCCUCAGUAAAUCAGAAUUUCUGGAGGCAGAAGAUUUAGACUCUAUGAAAUAUCCCAACUUCAUUCCAACCCGCAGCCAGGGCUACAAAGGGAAGAAAAUGCUGACAGAAGUGUGAUCAUCUUUUCUAACAGGGUGUGAAACUCUCAGGAAAAGACUGGAAAAGCGGGAUGUGACAGCUUCUUCAAGAUUGCUGAAGGACUUAGAGAAAACAAUUCAAGGUGGUUUGUUGCUGACAGUCGAGUGUCAAUUCUGGGCCGGAGAAACAAGCACUGACUGGUAGGAUUGCAUCGUAUUGCAGGUUUGAGACAAUCAGUAGUAGCUGCAGAACUUUUGAUUAAACAGGCCACAUUCCUGGAUCUGUUGUGCUGAGCUCACCCCAGCCCUUCGGUGCAACGGCACCCAAAUGAGGCCAUAUACAAGUCAUCUCAGCAGCACCCAGGAAAGACUCAACUACCAGCUUAGCAGGUAUACAGCGACAUUAGAAUGUGCUUUUGGUACUCUGAUAGGACAUUGGCAGUGUGUAUUCACAAAACUGCAUCUCAGAAAAAGAGCACUUCACAAGUCAGUCCCAGGAAUAUGCUCUAAUCUUGGAGGGCUGUUAAGAAUAUUGUAGCAUAGUGCUAUUUGUACAUUUAUAAAUAUUACCCUGGUGUCUUUUGCUGAAGCUAUGACAUCUGUAUUGCUUGCAUUUAUUUAUGUGUAUUUGUUUAUAUAUGCAUAUAUAAUUAUUACAAUGUGUAUUUCUCUGCACCUGUGAAUUUUGUGGUCCUAUACAAUUAUAAGAAGUGGGUACUGUGAAUAUCACAGUGCAUUGUGCAACGUGUGUUGUGAACUAAGAAGUGAGUUUAUUUAAAAACAAACUGCAUACCAUAAACAGUGAGGAAACCCAAGGUGCAAAUAAAAGUCCAUGUAGUAUAAGCUUCUAACAUAAAUUAAUGGAGCGGACCUUUAAUAUUAGACAAAUAGGAAUGUUUUCUGCCUAUGUCAGUGGGCAAAUGUAGUCCCUUUUGGCUACCCACACACCAGCUAUGACUCUCACGGAUCAGCAUAUGUGAAGGGGUGGUUUUUUUGCAGUCCUCUGGCAUGAUGUGACAGGGGUAGGGAUGUGGCACAGGAUGACGUGGACUAUAGGGAGCUGCUGCACUGGAGUCUUCUGUGUGCAUGGAGGGAGCAAUCCUCAAGGGCUUAAUGGCAGAUAAAACAGGCGUGUGACUGGGUUUACAGUCAUGGCAGAAAAGGAGAGAAAGGUUUCAAAACUUGCUCUCAGGAUAUGUCUACAAGAGCACUUUUGUCAGUGUAACCAAUGUCACUCAGGGUUGUGAAUCUCUCCCCACCCUAAGUGAUACAGGCUACAUUAAGAGAAGCACAAUCAUGGCUAGGGAUAUGGCAGCUCAGGAAAUUAUCUGCCAACAUAGCUACUGCUGCUCAUUGGGGGCAGUUUAAUUAUGUCAUUGGAAGAGCUCUUGGCUGCCAGCAUAGAGUGGCUACACAGGAGACCUUCCAAUGGCACAGCUGUAUGAAUCCAUUUUUCCCAUGACAUUUUCUAAGGAGACAUGGUUAUUGGCACUUCAGGUUUGGAUUGCCUCUGCAGAGCAGACUAAGGGGAAGGAGGAGGGAAUUCAUAUUUUUGGUUGCAUGAACCAAAAAACUGUUGACCCCUGUUUGCAUGGGUGCCAUUAUGGGGCAAUGACACAGAACGCUGGCACUGCUUCCCACAGCCAGUAAUGAUUUUAGCUCAGAGCUCAUGUCUGAUGGUUAACAAAGGCACAGAAAGCACAGGACUGCUGGCAUCCUAAGGCCGUCCAGGCCCAUAUGCCACUGUCCUGUUGUGUGCAAUGGUGCCUGCCAAAGUCAUUGCAGACUGGUGUGGGAAAGUGUCCUACUGCAGAGGAAGAAAAAAGGCUGCCACCCCUAGAGCCCUUUGGGAGAGGUUUUCAGACUUUCUCUGUCAAAGUGUUACACGGAUCUCAUAAGAGGGUAGAAGGGACAUCCUUAUGUACAUAAACUGCUCCCCAUAGGCUGCCCCCUUCAUCUGCCCUAUAGGGGGAUGAAAAGCAUGCAAACAAUGAAAAGUCAGUACCCAUGUUCUGCUAAUUUGGGGAUGUGCCGAAUGCCAUCUUUACAUUUCAACACAGUAAGGAAAAUGCAUAUACAUGCUUACCUGACGUCUCUGUCUCAGGCUAUUCCAGGGUAUCCACAGUGGCCUACAAAGGCUGGUAGGGUCUCCACCAAGUGUGGUGUGAAGCUUGUAAAAGCGGCAGGUCUCUGACUCGUCACCAGAGUCGUUGCUGGCCUCCCUGGCCUUGUGGUGUGUCCGCCAAAGUUCCUUUGUUUUCCUGCGGUGCCAUUCCUGAUCCCCGUUACACCCCUUCCCUUGCACCCCCUGUGCAAUCUUGUCAUAGAUGUCCAUCCACAUUUCUACCGCUAAUCCCUAGCUGUGUCUGCACAGCCUUUUCUCUCCAAAGGCCCAGGAGAUCCAACACCUCCUGACUACUCCAGGUACAAGUGCAGAGUUUAAAAUUGUCACCAGAACAGUUGCUGUCACAGGGAACAGAACAUUGUGGGCCAGCUGAUGAUGUACCUCCAUGAUCAGCACAGGUCACAUAUUGUUUGUAUUGAUCCCAGUAGAACAAACAUAUUUCCGCCCUGUUUGAGGAGGUUGUUUUACUGGUUACUUACAACAGUUGGAGACAAAUUUGAGUGUAGACACAUGAACAAAUAGGUCGAUGUAAGGUGGAUUGCAUCAACCUAACUUUGUAGUGUAGACCAGACCUCAGUGUGAGCAAGAGAGUCAGAAGCUGACCCUAAAUAACAACUUCCAAACUCAUAUAAGCAGUAAUCACAGCAGAAGUGAUGGACAGAUCAGUUCAAAAAAUGAAUUAUCUGCAUCUCGCACAUGCACACGUACAAUACCCAGAACACCACUCAUACCUGAAAUGAAACUUUUCUGAUAUUCAAAGAUGUUAGGAGCCAUCUCACUUCUCUUUGAGGAAAAUGAGGAAAGUCAAUCCAUUUCCCUCCCCAUUCUGUAAGUAUCUAGUAUUAGGCAGCCUAGUUUAAAAACUGUCCAUUCAUCCUUUCAGAACUUGGAUUUUGCAUUUCCUUGGUUUGAAUUGUUACAUACGCAAAAAAAAUACACCACCACCUACAAAAAACACCAAACAAAAACCCCCCUCAAAAAAACCCACAUACUAUUUAUAAAAGUGUAGUCAAGUGCUUGAUUACACUAAUGGUUUGUAAAAAAUGUUUGAGACCAAAUGGCCAAGAAUACCAAUUCCCUGCCUAAAGAUAAAAACAGUACCCAUACAAAAAGGAGACAGGCAUGCCCUUCCUUUUGAGAAGCAAUUCUUAUCUUGCAACACAUUCCCCUCAUACCUGGCAUGGGUUAGCUCCUGGUGGACCCUGACAGCUAUAGUUAUCUGCACAGAAGCUAUAUUUAUCUGCAUUCAACUUGUUUCUCUGAUAAUAUGAUGUAUGGCUCUUAUGUUUUGUUUUGGACAUAGCAUUCUAGGUCCUAAUAGGUAUGAAGACACCUCCUAAGCUUGUACGUAGUGCUGGGCAGUCAUGUGGCUUUGCAGAGAGUAUUGUGGGAUAUAUAUCUCUUGACAUGGCAGGGUUCUUGCUCUCUUGUUACAAGACACAAGCAGUUCCCCAGCCAAUGAAGUUAGUGAGAGUUUAUUUGGAUCUUGCUAUGUUAGAAUUAGGGCUGCUUGAGUGUAAAUGACCAACUGUUUAACCAAUAAGUGGGUUAACCAUUGGAACAAUUUAUGAAGAAUUGUACAGGUUGUACCUCCCUUCACUGGGA